Molecule: messenger RNA, 1913 nt
Organism: Melampsora larici-populina 98AG31
Lineage: Eukaryota; Fungi; Basidiomycota; Pucciniomycetes; Pucciniales; Melampsoraceae
Exons: 13
Coding region: 62-1612 (516 amino acids)
Biological process (GO): poly(A)+ mRNA export from nucleus
Cellular component (GO): cytoplasmic stress granule; nucleus
Molecular function (GO): ATP binding; RNA binding; RNA helicase activity
Source: RefSeq, a predicted model, not a curated record
AAAGACUGCUUCUGAUCACCAAACUCUUUACAAUCUCAAGAUCAAUCUCACAUCUUGUAUCAUGAGUGAUGUCAACGAGGUCGAAAACCUACUGGCUUCCCGUCUCUCAGCUCUCGACCCUAAUGCAGCUGAGGAGAAUACCUCCGUUCUGAACUCGAUGGGUCUAAAACCAGAAGACACCAAACCCGACUCUAAGCCGAAAACUGGAUUGCCCAUCUCUCAACCCACUGCUUCGCCUGAGUCACCAAAAGCAGAAAAAUUUCCUCAAGAUGAUCCGGUAGCAGAAAUCACUCAAUCAAAAGCCUCACAGCUCUUACAAAACCUAUCACAUCAAGUCGAGAUCAAACUUGCGGACCAACAAGCUGAUCCUAAUUCACCACUCUAUUCCGCUCAAUCAUUCGAAGAUCUCAAAUUGAGGCCUGAACUGUUGAAAGGACUCUAUCGAAUGGGCUUUCAACGUCCUUCAAAGAUUCAAGAGAGGGCCUUGCCAUUACUACUUCAAGACCCACCUCGUAAUAUGAUUGGUCAAUCUCAAUCUGGUACAGGAAAGACUGCUGCGUUUGUCCUGACGAUGCUAUCACGAGUAGACCCGAGUAGGAAAGUCCCUCAAGCAAUUUGUGUUUGUCCAUCGCGUGAAUUGGCGCGACAGAUUUUGGAUGUAGCAGAUCAGAUGGGUCAAUAUCUAGAAGGUGUGACCAAGUGUUUGGCUUCGAAAGAUACCCUCGUAAGGGGUGAAAGGAUCGAAGCCCAGGUCAUUGUGGGGACACCUGGGACAAUCAAGGAUGCUCUCACUACCCAUAGAAUCAGUGGGACAAGAGAACCAGUGAUUGACCCAAGUGGGAUCAAAGUCUUGGUAGCAGAUGAAGCAGAUGUAUUGGUGGGUACUGGUUCACUAGGUGAACAGUGUAUCGGGGUCAAAAAUGCGAUCGGACGACAAAGUUCAUCAGCUCAAAUCAUCCUUUUCUCAGCAACAUUCCCAGAUCAUGUGAGGAAAUAUGCAUCGAAAUUUGCUCCUAAUGCCAACGAGAUUAAAUUGAAGAAGGAAGAAUUAACCCUAGAAGGCAUUAAACAAUUCUACAUGGAUUGUAACGAUAGGGAACAUAAGUACACAGUAUUAGUAGAGCUCUAUCAACUAUUGACUAUAGGUCAAUCGAUCAUCUUUGCCCAAGAAAGACGAACGGCAGAUGAGAUUGCACGUAGGAUGAAUGCUGAUGGUCACAAGGUUGCCGUACUACAUGGAGCUCAAGUUGGAGAAGGAAGAGAUCAGACAAUUGAUGACUUUAGAGAAGGUAGAAGUAAAGUAUUGAUUACCACCAAUGUGGUUGCUAGAGGAAUUGAUAUCUCUCAAGUUAACUUGGUAGUUAAUUACGAUUUGCCAAGGGAUCCGAUGAAAGGAGGGGCCGAUGCUGAAACUUACUUACAUAGGAUCGGUAGGACUGGAAGGUUUGGACGAAAAGGAAUUUCGAUUAAUUUUAUUCAUGAUCAAAAUAGUUAUCAAGAUAUGAUGAAGAUUAAAUCCGAUUUAGAGAUAUCAGACGAACAGUUGGUGAAGGUAGACACUAAAGAUUUUGAUGAUAUGGAAAAAACAUUGAAAGCGGCCAUCAAAGCAUGAACUACGUAUCAUAAGUAUGUGCAUGGGAUCAUACUUGCUCAAAUGCCAACACACUAUGUAUACAUACCUUUUGUCUGUUUACGGUCGGCGAAAACCUCCAGAAGUGCUUGAUUUAUGUAUGGGAAAGACUACUACUCACCAUCGGAGGGAUGAAUUGCAGUGUAAACAGUGUAAACCAUUUCUUUGAGCAGUUGGAAGGACACCCCGCGGCUUCUGGAGUAAGAGAUGACUUGGUUGUUUAUGAUUUGCAUUUGAAUAAAAAGAUAGCAGCUCAGUCAAUUGAGUGUUUUUCCGUAUAAUC